AUGUUGACUUUUCUGGCUUGCAGACCAGGAUUCUAUAAAGCCUUUGCUGGGAACAUAAAAUGUUCUAAAUGCCCUCCACACAGCCUAACCUACAAGGAAGCAACUUCUGUCUGUCAGUGUGAAAAGGGUUAUUUCCGAGCUGAAAAAGACCCACCUUCUAUGGCAUGUACCAGGCCACCUUCAGCUCCUAGGAAUGUGAUUUUUAACAUCAAUGAAACAGCCCUUAUUUUGGAAUGGAGCCCACCAAGUGACACAGGAGGGAGAAAAGAUCUCACAUACAGUGUGAUCUGUAAGAAAUGUGGCUUAGACACCAGCCAGUGUGAGGACUGUGGAGGAGGACUCCGCUUCAUCCCAAGACAUACUGGCCUGAUCAACAAUUCUGUGAUAGUACUUGACUUUGUGUCUCACGUGAAUUACACCUUUGAAAUUGAAGCCAUGAAUGGAGUUUCUGAAUUGAGUUUUUCUCCCAAGCCAUUCACAGCUAUUACAGUGACCACAGAUCAAGAUGCACCUUCUCUGAUAGGUAUGGUAAGGAAGGACUGGGCAUCCCAAAAUAGCAUUGCCCUAUCAUGGCAAGCACCUGCUUUUUCCAAUGGAGCCAUUCUGGACUACGAGAUCAAGUACUAUGAGAAAGAGCAUGAACAGCUGACCUAUUCCUCCACAAGGUCCAAGGCCCCCAGUGUCAUCAUCACAGGUCUCAAGCCUGCCACCAAGUACGUAUUUCAUAUCCGAGUGAGGACUGCAACAGGAUACAGUGGCUACAGUCAGAAGUUUGAAUUUGAAACAGGAGAUGAAACUUCUGACAUGGCUGCAGAGCAGGGGCAGAUUCUUGUAAUAGCUACCGCGGCUGUUGGAGGAUUCACUCUCCUCGUCAUCCUCACUUUGUUCUUCUUAAUCACUGGGAGGUGCCAGUGGUACAUAAAGGCCAAAAUGAAGUCUGAAGAGAAGAGAAGAAACCACCUACAGAAUGGGCACUUGCGCUUCCCAGGAAUAAAAACCUACAUUGAUCCAGAUACAUAUGAAGAUCCAUCUCUAGCAGUCCAUGAAUUUGCAAAGGAGAUUGAUCCUUCAAGGAUUCGAAUUGAGAGAGUCAUUGGAGCAGGUGAAUUUGGAGAAGUCUGUAGUGGGCGUUUGAAGACACCAGGAAAAAGAGAGAUCCCUGUUGCCAUCAAAACUUUGAAGGUUGGCCACAUGGACCGCCAGAGAAGAGAUUUUCUAAGAGAAGCUAGUAUCAUGGGUCAAUUUGACCACCCAAACAUUAUUCGCCUUGAAGGUGUUGUCACUAAAAGAUCCUUCCCCACCAUUGGAGUGGACGCGUUCUGCCCCAGCUUCCUGAGGGCAGGGUUUUUAAAUAGCAUCCAGGCCCCCCAUCCAGUGCCAAGAGGAGGAUCCUUGCCCCCCAGGAUUCCUGCUGGCAGACCCGUAAUGAUUGUGGUGGAAUACAUGGAGAAUGGAUCCCUCGACUCCUUUUUGCGGAAACAUGAUGGCCACUUCACAGUCAUCCAGUUGGUUGGUAUGCUCCGAGGCAUUGCAUCGGGUAUGAAGUAUCUUUCUGAUAUGGGUUAUGUUCACCGGGAUCUAGCUGCUCGGAAUAUAUUGGUCAACAGCAAUUUAGUAUGCAAAGUUUCUGAUUUUGGACUCUCCCGGGUGCUGGAAGAUGAUCCAGAAGCUGCUUAUACAACAACUGGUGGGAAAAUUCCCAUAAGAUGGACAGCCCCAGAAGCUAUUGCCUACAGAAAAUUCUCCUCGGCAAGUGAUGCAUGGAGCUAUGGUAUUGUCAUGUGGGAGGUCAUGUCCUAUGGAGAGAGACCUUACUGGGAAAUGUCUAACCAAGAUGUCAUUCUGUCUAUUGAAGAAGGCUAUAGACUUCCAGCUCCCAUGGGCUGUCCAGCAUCUCUACAUCAACUGAUGCUCCACUGCUGGCAGAAGGAGAGAAAUCACAGACCAAAAUUCACUGACAUUGUCAGCUUCUUAGACAAACUGAUCCGAAAUCCCAGUGCCCUUCACACCCUGGUGGAGGACAUCCUUGUAAUGCCAGAGUCUCCUGGUGAAGUUCCUGAAUAUCCUUUAUUUGUCACAGUUGGUGACUGGUUGGAUUCUAUAAAGAUGGGGCAAUAUAAGAAUAACUUCAUGGCGGCAGGAUUUACAACUUUUGACUUGAUUUCAAGAAUGAGUAUUGAUGAUAUUAGAAGAAUUGGAGUCAUACUCAUUGGACACCAGAGACGAAUAGUCAGCAGUAUUCAGACUUUACGUUUACACAUGAUGCAUAUACAGGAGAAAGGAUUUCAUGUAUGAAAGUACUGCAAGCACCUGUGUUUUGUGCCUCAGCAUUUCUAAAAUGAAAUACAUCCUCUCUGCUACCCUCUCUUCUGAUUCUCCAAACAUCACUUCAUAAACUGCAAUCUCCUGUUCAGAUUUUGGGUUACAUACCUUAGAUUUUUGCUUCCAACCUGGGUUUUAAAAUCAUGCUACAUAGCUCCUCUCUCAAUUACUUGCAAAUAAAACUGUGGCCCACUGAAGAUUGUUGCUACACAAUG
This is a messenger RNA of Chrysochloris asiatica (Cape golden mole), 2537 nucleotides long. It is a transcript of the gene EPHA6, whose product is annotated as EPH receptor A6. Gene Ontology annotation, biological process: protein phosphorylation; axon guidance. The transcript is spliced from 16 exons. Gene Ontology annotation, cellular component: neuron projection. Bases 1 to 2295 code for a protein of 764 amino acids. Lineage: Eukaryota; Metazoa; Chordata; Mammalia; Afrosoricida; Chrysochloridae. The record is from RefSeq and is a predicted model, not a curated record. Gene Ontology annotation, molecular function: ATP binding; protein binding; transmembrane-ephrin receptor activity.